Messenger RNA from Fomitopsis serialis, 2768 nucleotides. RefSeq lists its product as uncharacterized. Gene Ontology annotation, biological process: axon guidance. Lineage: Eukaryota; Fungi; Basidiomycota; Agaricomycetes; Polyporales; Fomitopsidaceae. Gene Ontology annotation, cellular component: basement membrane. Gene Ontology annotation, molecular function: extracellular matrix structural constituent. The transcript has 11 exons. The record is from RefSeq and is a predicted model, not a curated record. The coding region runs from base 180 to 2576 and encodes 798 amino acids.
GCGAGCGGUGAGGACAAUAACGAGCACCGGCAAGCGACAACAACAGAAACAACACGGCAACCAUGGCAAUUAUUCUCAUAUUCCAUUUCAAGCGCACGGCUCAUUGAACCGUGCCCUCCGUGCUCCCCCCUCUCCAUCUUACGACCACUACCGCCUCUCUUUCCUCGGACGAGCUCGACAUGUUUUCGAGCCUUCUCACCUUGAUUCCACUCCUUUGGACCUCAUCUGUUGCUGCGCAAUCUGUUUCGGUCGUUUGCGUUGCAGGUCAAUGCCUGGAAGGAUAUACCAAUAUCACUCGUGAUGGGAGCGACCUUGUCAGCGUCGGGGUCCUCGACCAGCUUGCAACUCCUCCCGGGGAGUAUACCUCCACGACCAACCCCGAACUUCUUCAUAACCUUUUGACGUCCUCCAGCGCCGCACUCUCCGCCAGUGCUGGCUUCUCCGUCAAUAAGACUGUCUCGCUACCGCUGGACAUCACCCUCCAGCCCGGCGCCGCCCAACUCUCGGCAGGCUCUGUGGCACUCGCGUCAGAUGUCUGGAUGUCAGUAUCCGGCGCGUCGUCCAGCGACCGCAUCAUACUCUGGAGCUCUAUCCCAGAUGUCUCGCAGCUCCCUUCGAGCUCCCUGGGCAGCUCGCUCACGCUACUCGACAUGCAAUCGACGGCGUGUUCGUCUCCCUGUUCAUCUGGAGGCAUCUGCUCUUCAUCCGGCAAUUGUAUCUGCCAGAGCGGUUUCACGGGAUCGUCUUGCGAGUCUUGCGCGACCGGCCAUUUCGGACCUAGCUGCGAGCCUUGCCUCAAGUUCAACGUGACCGACGCGCCCUCGACUUGCAACUGCAUCAACGGCGUUUGCAACUCGAAGGGCCAGUGCACUUGCAACGCAGGCUGGACGACGUCAUCCAAUGGUACCGCGUGCUCGACCUGCGCGAAGGGCUACUUCUUGGACUCGAGCGGCAACUGCGAAGUUUGUGCACUGGGCUGCGAAGAGUGCGCCAGUGGUACCGGAGACUGCAUCACAUGCGAGUCUGGAUUCACUCAGAGCUCAAACGAUGCUACACAGUGCCUCGCAACUCCGCAGAAGACUUCUAGCGGUACGCAGUGCCCCGACGGCAGCUUCAGCAACGGCGCUUCCUGCGAACAGUGCUCGUCUCUCUGUCAGACGUGCAAUGGGGCAACGUCUAAUGAUUGCAUCAUCUGCGCCACUGGCUCAUACUCGUUCAAUGGAAGCUGUGUCACCGCAAGCAGCUCUGGCGUCUGCGAGAACUCGAACAUGAUCGCCAACAACAACAAGCAUGAAUGUGACAGUUGCCCGGCCAAAUGCACGACCUGCGAGAUCCCGAACUUCACGACUGCAUCGACGACCAACCAGGCACAGUGCACGGGUUGCAUCGCCGGCAAUGUACUCUCAAAUGGGUCAUGCAUUGAGAGUUGUCCGUCGGGUACUUUUCUUAACCCGAAGGAUAACUUGACAUGUACUGCAUGCGAUUCGUCUUGCAGCACCUGCACUUGCACGUCUUCUGCCCGUCUAACCCGUAAGCUCUCGGAGCUGCCUUGCCUGCCACCCGACUGCGCGACCUGCUCUGGGACCUCGUUCAACCAGUGCUCAAGUCGAUGCCUACCUACGUGUCGCAAUCGCAGUUCUUCGACACCGCGUCGUCCUCUGUCAAUCUGCGACUCCAGCUGCUCGAGCUGCUCUAGCUCGGGACCGAACAGCUGUCUGGCAUGCUCGAGUUCAAGUCAGAUCCUGCGCGGAGGCACGACUGGGCUAUGCCUCUCCGAUCUCGUCGUCACAGCCGCAUCUGGGUCGACCGCCGCGCCUCUCCCCACCAUAACGGGCAUCAACUCGAACACGAGCACCACCACGAGGACCUCGCUGACAUGGUGGCAGAUCCUGCUCAUGACGCUCGGCUGCGCCUUCAUCUUCCUCGUCAUCGUCGUGCUCUGGCGUCGGCGCAUGCGCAGGAAGCGCGCUCAGGCGACGAAGGCGUUCGCCGCGGCGAAAGGCUCAACAUCCGCGCGGCUGGCGCAUGCGCCUCCUGCGCUUCGGCGAGCGGCUCUUCGGGCACCGCAGCCUAACCCGGCGUGGGUGGUCCCGGAUGAGGAGCGCGAUAUCAAGCUCGAGCGGAUGCGCGCUACGGAUGACGAUAGGCACUUCAGGACGACGGAGAAACGCGGAGGGUACUCGCGCCAAGGAUCUCGCCAGCCGUCGCCACUGCCGUCUCUGCGCGAUUAUAGAGACGAUGAAUGGGAUGCUCGCAAGAACCAGCGUGGAUCGCUGGCGACGAUGUCGAACGACUCGUUGUAUACCCAUAUCACGGGGCAGCCGCGCCGUACUCCCGAGCCUCGCCAGCCCGCCCGAAAUGCCCGCGAACUCUUACCCUCUCGGUUCUCGGACACUACGUUGGGGUCGCACGAUGUUCGCAGGCUGGAGAAGGACAGGGCCGAGCGGGAUAGAUCGCCGACGCCCGCGCAGGAGUACGCACGGUCCUGGAUGGCGCAGGACGAGGAUACGGGCCGAGGAUCGUACUGGCUCAAACCUUCGAACACUGGAAGCUCGAAGAACCCGUUCCGGCGUUGAGGUGACUGUGCUUGACGUUAAGACCCUUUCAUGUUAAUUUGUUUCUCAUUUGCUUCGCAUUGCAUGGACCAUACGGAUGACAUCUGACACUUUGCGACGACGUCUCGCGCACGACUAUUCCCGCCUCAUUGUAGUAUACUUACGCUGUCAUGUCAUCACACUGUAGCCUUAAUGUACGCCCAUUCGAUAGCA